AUGUAUUCGGUUGAGUGGCAAAAGCGAGGAUUACCCCAUGCACAUAUUUUGGUUUGGUUCAUCGACAAAAUCCGUCCUGAAGAAAUCGAUAGUAUCAUUUCUGCGGAAAUUCCAGAUCCAUCCACUGACCAACUGCUGUUUGAUAUUGUUACAACAAACAUGAUUCAUGGUCCAUGUGGUACUCUUAAUAGUUCAUCGCCUUGCAUGGCUGAUGGAAAAUGUACUAAAAAUUUCCCUAAAGAUUUUACCGAAAAUGGCGGACAAUCAUUUAUUAAAAAUAUCAUCAACACAGACAUUGAUAUUGACAAUCGUUGGGUGGUGCCAUAUUCGCCUCUGCUGAGCAAGACAUAUAAUGCUCAUAUUAAUGUUGAGUUCUGCAGUUCUGUGAAGAGCAUCAAAUACAUUUGCAAAGUGGAAAAUACUAAUGUGAAUGCUCCUCCAGUAAAUAAAAACGAUGAAAUAACGCUCUACCAAAUUGGUCGGUACAUCAGCUCCAAUGAAGUUGCUUGGCGUAUCUUUGGUUUUCCAAUUCAUGAACGGGAUCCAGCAGUUGUUCAGUUAGCCAUCCAUCUUGAAAACGGUCAGCGUAUAUUUUUCACGAACGAGACAGCGAUUGAUCGUGCAAUAAAUCCACCUAAAACUACACUCACUGCAUUUUUUGAAUUGUGUAAUCGUGCGGAUGAUUUUGGUGCCUUUGCACGAACAUUACUCUAUUCACAAGUACCACGCUAUUUCACAUGGACUCAAACAAAAACAUGGAUGCCCCUCAAUCCAAGACACACGGAGUGCUUUUAUCUUCGACUGUUGUUGGUUAAUGUUACUGGCCCAUCAUCAUUUCAAGAUAUACGUAAAGUGAAUGGGCAACAAUAUCCAACAUAUAAAGAUGCAUGCCUUGCACUCGGCUUGCUGGAAGACGACAACCAGUGGGAAUGCAUGCUUGCUGAAGCUGCAUUGAACUGUACAGCAAUACAAAUUCGUCUACUAUUCGCUAUAGUGUUGACUACAUGUUUCCCAGCCCGAGCACAGAUAUUAUGGGAAAAUCACAAAGAUUCAAUGACUGAUGAUAUAUUGCAUCAACAUCGUAUAUGGUGCCACGAUCUAACCAUAACAUUCAGCGACGAAAUGUACAAUGAAGCAUUGAUUGCUAUUGAGGAUCUUUGCAUUGUCAUUGCCAACUUACCACUUAGUAAUUUCGGUAUGAAUUCGCCAAAUCGAACUGCAUCUGAUUUAAUGAAUACUGAAAUGAAUCGUGAACUGCAGUACAGUACUGUAGAAAUGGCAGCGAUUGUUGCCCGCAAUGUCCCACUAAUGAAUGAGGAACAAAGAACCAUUUAUGAUCGCAUUAUGCUCGCAGUUUCAGCUGGACAACGUGGGUUCUUCUUUUUGGAUGCACCGGGUGGAACUGGCAAAACAUUCGUUAUUUCGCUAAUUCUUGCUGAAAUACGUUAA
This is a messenger RNA of Cotesia glomerata, 1449 nucleotides long. RefSeq lists its product as uncharacterized. The coding region runs from base 1 to 1449 and encodes 482 amino acids. The record is from RefSeq and is a predicted model, not a curated record. Gene Ontology annotation, molecular function: DNA helicase activity. The transcript has 3 exons. Lineage: Eukaryota; Metazoa; Arthropoda; Insecta; Hymenoptera; Braconidae. Gene Ontology annotation, biological process: telomere maintenance; DNA repair.